AUGAACACGAAAUCCAAUAAUGAUAAUAAAUCCAACAAAAGUAGGGACCAUACAUUUAUUGUGGAACCCAUUACAUUUAUAAUUGAAAAACAAGUUUACAGACUUGAUUCACAAUUGUGGUUUACAUGUUUUGGUUGCUUAAUUCUCCUCACCAUGAGUAAUACUUCUAGGGUUCCGAGGAAAUUAGCGCCAGGAUUUCACUUUCAACCUACAAAGCAAGAGCUAAUCCUGCAGUAUUUGCAAAAAAAGGUGAAGGGUUUACCACUCCCUCCCUUGAAUACCAUCAUAGAAUGUGAUCUUUACGACAAGGAAGAGCGAUGGAGGAAUGUGUUCGAACAAGAUAGAAGCAGCAAGAUUCGCUAUUUCUUCACAAAAUUGGAGAAGAAGACUGGGAAGAGUUCACGCUGUAAUAGAGAAACUGGGUACGGUGUGUGGAAAGGCCAGAAACAUUCAAGGGUUUAUGACAAGAAGAGGUUCAUUGGCAAGGACGGAUUGUUUACGUAUAAAGCCAAGAAAGGAACUCAAGGGAAUAAUGACAAUUGGGUUAUGCAUGAACACUCUCUCGGUGAUUCUCUGCUUGGAAACGAUUAUGUUGUUUGUCGAGUGGAGAACAAGAAUGAAGAAGGGAUAGUACUUGCAAAACACAAUCCCCAUCGCGAGUUGAGGAACAUUGAUAAUGCAGGUAUUCAUGACACCAACCCUGCAAUACCUGCAGCGGUCACAUUGGAGUCAUCGAUAGCAGUAGCUAUGGCUACAACAAUGGCAAUCUUGCACGCAAAGUGUUUGACGAUUUUCUCUUCCAAAAAUAACAGCAAAAGCAAAAGGCCAAGUCAUUCUCAAAACCCACUUCCCUUCUCUCCCUUCAAAACCAUCUCAAAAUCAACUGAUCUGCUCCGAUCAUUUGGUUUGACAUCAGAUGCAUCUGCUAGUGAAAUUUCAAUGAUUGCCGAUGAUGCCACAAUUGACGACAGAGAUCACCAUAUUUCAUGUUUUCGGAGACGAAGAUGGAAAGAAUUUGGCGGAGAAUUCCGUGUCUUUAUUCUCCCGUGUUUUCUAUUUUAG
Messenger RNA from Tripterygium wilfordii, 1062 nucleotides. Its product is annotated as protein CUP-SHAPED COTYLEDON 1-like. Lineage: Eukaryota; Viridiplantae; Streptophyta; Magnoliopsida; Celastrales; Celastraceae. The transcript is spliced from 4 exons. Gene Ontology annotation, biological process: system development; regulation of DNA-templated transcription. The record is from RefSeq and is a predicted model, not a curated record. Gene Ontology annotation, molecular function: DNA binding. Bases 1 to 1062 code for a protein of 353 amino acids.